Messenger RNA from Arabidopsis lyrata subsp. lyrata, 1631 nucleotides. RefSeq names its product glutathione S-transferase U23. Lineage: Eukaryota; Viridiplantae; Streptophyta; Magnoliopsida; Brassicales; Brassicaceae. The coding region runs from base 91 to 717 and encodes 208 amino acids. Gene Ontology annotation, biological process: glutathione metabolic process. Gene Ontology annotation, cellular component: cytoplasm. The record is from RefSeq and is a predicted model, not a curated record. The transcript has 3 exons. Gene Ontology annotation, molecular function: glutathione transferase activity.
GAAAUGGAGAAUUAGAUUCGAAACUCUUCUUUAUCUUGGCUCUAUAAUAACAAUAUUCUCUUCCCCACUUAGCUUCACCGCCAGCUAAAAAUGGCGGAAGAGAUUAUCCUAUUGGAUUACUGGGCGAGUAUGUUCGGGAUGAGGACAAGGAUUGCUCUGGAGGAGAAAGGAGUGAAAUAUGAGUAUAGAGAAGAAGAUCUGAGUAACAAAAGCCCUUUACUUCUUGAGAUGAACCCUAUUCACAAAAAGAUUCCGGUUUUGAUUCAUAAAGGUAAACCGAUCUGCGAAUCGAUAAUCCAAGUUCAGUAUAUCGACGAGCUCUGGCCCGACACAAACCCGAUUCUUCCUUCGGAUCCUUACCAGAGAGCUCAAGCUAGAUUUUGGGCAGAUUACAUUGACAAGAAGACAUACGUACCAUGCAAGUCUUUAUGGUCAGAAACAGGGGAGAAACAAGAGGCAGCGAAGAUGGAGUUCAUUGAAGUACUCAAGACACUUGAUUCAGAGCUUGGAGACAAAUCUUUCUUUGGAGGAAACGAAUUUGGACUUGUGGACAUUGCCUUUAUCGGAUUCUAUAGUUGGUUCCGUACUUACGAGGAGGUAGCAAAUCUUCUUACCAUUGUAGAAAAGUUUCCUAAGCUAAUCUCGUGGGCACAGAGGUGCUUGAAGAGAGAGAGUGUGGCUAAGACCUUGCCUGACUCUGAUAAGGUUUUUCAAUAAGUCGGGUAUAGACCGAUGUAUGACUGGCAAUAAAUAUGCUCACAACAAGACCCUCAAGAAUAGAAUUGCCUUCAAACCCAAGUUCACGCGCAAUAGACACGAUAGGGCCAUUCAUCACUCUGCAAGAACCAACUGGCAACUGAUAUUAUAAGUAGUAAGCUUCCGAAAAAGUAAUCCAUAUAAUUGAUAUCAACCUGACUAACUCAUAUUCUUCUCACUGGAAGCUAACGACAUGACAAGAUGGGGACAGAUCAACACUCUGUUACUCUGUAAAAACAACCUAAUCAACAUCAUUGUAAUAUGUAAGCUAAGCCCUCCAGAGUGAUUGCUCUUAGGACUUUCACCCCACCUCAAGGCUCAAACUGGAGCUGUUAACACAACAAAGCAUUACACUAUUACACGAACAGAUAUUAAUAUCCUUGUACAGAAAUCAAACUAGGCCAGUGAAACAAAAAAACAUGGAUUGUUUCUACAAAGGCACAAAUUUGGCGAGACAGAUACUUAAACUUGAAAGAAGAUGCAAUGUGAUAACCAAAGAGAAAAUUGUCCAUAGAAGCAACUGAUACAUGAGGAAAAGCCGAUAACUGGCGUAACCCGAUUCUUCCUCUUCGGAGACCGAAAGAAGCGGGAAAAGGGAGAGGCUUUACGAGAGUGGGUGAGUCGGGUCGGGUAAGAAAAGGUUAAUCGGGUCAGAGCAUUGGGUUGAUGUAGAAGUACGGUAUUCGUCACCCACAUGAUCGGAGAGCUAGACUAGACGGAAGGAGAGAAAUACGUCGGAGAAGCGAAUGAGGAGAGAAAAAGGAAAUUGAAGAAAACGAAAUUAACUUGUAAUCACGUGACUGUCACGUGCUCAAAAGGAUAUUUCCUUUUUGUUUUUGCGUCCAAUUAUAUAAAAAGGCAAUAUUUGACCUUGA